CUAACGUCAGCUUCCUAAAGGUAGGGCAUGCCAACGAUGAGAAAACAUGUUCAUAUUAUUUCGUUUCCGCUCUCGAAGUUAAUAUAAUAUUGUCAGCUGACUCCCAAGUUAUAAGGAACAUCCGGGACUCCUGUCUUCACACAUUGGUGGCGGAGCUGUAACGAAAGUAGGCGUCAAGUCUUGUGUGUGAGUGUGUGACCUCUGGGCUGUGAUGGCGGCAGUUGGACCUCCAGGGCCAGGUGCCACUGGAUGUGUGACCAAGGUGGCGCUGAGUGUUUCCUGUAACAAUCUGCUGGACAUGGACCACUUCUCGAAAUCUGACCCUCUGUGUUUGCUUCUCAUGAACAGCUCAGGAUCUCAAUGGUGGGAGGUUGGCCGGACAGAGAAAAUCGACAACUGCCUUAAUCCUGCAUUUUCCAAGACUUUUGUCAUUGACUACUACUUUGAGAUGGUGCAGAAGCUGAAGUUUCAGGUGUUCGAUAUUGACAGUGAUGACAGCAGUCUGGCAGAUGCCGACUUCCUAGGAGAACUGGAGUGUACACUGGGACAGAUUGUGUCUUCAGGAAAACUAACGAAACCACUUCUCAUGAAGGACAAGAGGCCUGCUGGAAAAGGAACCAUUACUGUACACGCUGAAGAGAGAACUGACAGCAGGGUGGUGGAGUUUGAAGUCGCAGGGAGAAAACUGGAUAAAAAGGAUUUUUUUGGAAAAUCUGACCCCUUUCUGGAAUUCCACAAGCAGACGGCAACUGGAUGGAUGCUGGCUCACAGGACAGAGGUGGUGAAAUACAACCUGAACCCAACGUGGAGACCGUUCCGAAUCCCAAUCCAGGCACUCUGUGGAGGUGACGUGGAGAAACCUAUUAAGAUCGACUGUUACGACUACAACAACAGCGGAUCUCACAACAUCAUCGGAAGCUUUCAGGCCACACUCUGCCAAAUCCAGCAGGCAUCACAAACAUACGCGGCUGAGUUUGAAUGCAUCAACAGCAAGAAAAAGCAGAAGAAGAAAGGAUACAAAAACUCUGGUGUUAUCGUCAUAAAAAAAUGCAAGACAGUGAAGGAGUACACUUUUCUGGAUUACAUAAUGGGCGGCUGUCAGUUUAACUUCACCAUUGCCAUUGACUUCACAGGCUCCAACGGGGAUCCCAGGUUCCCUCAGUCCCUCCACUACAUCAGCCCUAAUGGCUAUAACGAGUACCUGUCGGCUAUCUGGGCCGUGGGCAGCGUGAUCCAGGACUAUGACAGUGACAAGUUGUUCCCUGUGCUUGGAUUUGGAGCUCAGAUCCCACCUACCUGGCAGGUCAGCCAUGAGUUUCCUGUCAACUUCAAUCCAGGAAAUCCUUUUUGUGAAGGUAUAGAGGGUGUGGUCACCGCCUACCAGCAGUGUCUGCCUCAGGUGAAGCUUUAUGGCCCCACAAACUUUUCUCCGGUCAUCAACCACGUGGCCAGUUUUGGCAGGCAAGCCAUGCAGCAGGAGACUGCCUCUCAAUACUUCGUCCUGCUCAUCAUCACCGACGGAGUGAUCACAGACAUGGACGAGACGCGCAACGCCAUCGUUAACGCCUCCCGUCUGCCCAUGUCCAUCAUCAUCGUGGGAGUCGGGGGGGCGGAUUUCAGCGCCAUGGAGUUCCUGGACGGAGACGACGGAAAUCUACGCUCGGCAACAGGCGAAGCAGCCAUGCGGGACAUCGUGCAGUUUGUGCCGUUCAGGCAGUUCCAAAAUAGUCCUCCCGAAGCGCUUGCUCAGAGUGUCUUGGCAGAAAUUCCAGAUCAAGUGGUCAGCUUCUUCAAUACCAUGAAGCUGAGACCGCCCCACUCGGAUGGCACGCCUCUCCCUGACCCGUCAGCAUCAGCGCCACCCCUCUGAUGUAUCCCAAGGGACCACACUCCCGCCUCUAAAUGCACGGACAGUCACUUUUAUCUAGAAUACUGGAGGCAAAGUCACAUUUUAACUUGAAAAUGAUUUAUUAGGAGAUCAAUACUCACAACCCAAACUCCUUGAGGUUAUAUGAGCAUGCCACGUUUAGUCUUAUAGUUAAAGCCAAUCAUCUCCUAACAUUUCUUUCAUUUCAACAUUUAACCUAUACUUAAUGUAUUUGACUGUUAUGUUACUCAAGUGCCAGGAUUGUUUAGAAUUUAAGUGAUUUCUUAUGUUAUGAAUCUGCACACUAGACUAUGUAUUAUAGGAGGAUUUGACUGAAAUCAGUGCCACUUCUCUGAAGGCCUUUAGUUUUUGUGUAAAAUCCAAGGCAGCUAAUAACAUCCAUCUCAUUAGUCUGUCUGAUUGUCAAUCGAAGUGUCAUGAAAGGGCUGAAUACUAACAUGUUUCUACUGCUGUUGAUCAGAUUUAGCUUCCAGUAGCUUUAUAUUACAUAUAUUACCUCCCAGGUUUUUCACUCCUGCAUGUUUCUCUUAGCUUGACCUCAGCCAACGCUAAGACCAGACCAAAUACAAUUCAGAUAAACUUCAGAAAUGUUUACAUGAGGACAGCAUUGACUUUUUGUAGAAGGAACACUACAAAAACUACAACGCUGCUGCUGUUUUGUACUUCACUCAGUUUCUUUAAAAAAAAAGUUCAGUUCUUUGUUUGAUUUUCUGAUUGUUUGAUAUACUGCUUGGUGCCUUCAUAUAAGUGUUAUACAAGGAGAAUCCACAAGUUAUCAGUUAUCAUCGGCAAAAUGCAUGUUUACAUCAAAGCUCUUUAGAGGUUAGGUGCCUGUUAUCCAUAUUGCAUAAUACAUCAUGAAGUGUGUAUCUUCAUCUGAGAGAUUAGUUUUUUGCACUCAUUAUUGUUUUAUUGUCUUAUGUAGUAUUGUCUUCAUUAUGGAGUUUUAUUUUUUUUUAACCAAUAUUUUAUGUAAAAAUGCUAUACAAAAAAAGCAGAAUUUAACCUACAUAGUAGUGCUUCUGUUGUUUGUGUUGUUCCCUUCAUGUCAUGACAUCAGUUACAUUACUGACAGCCAAAUUAGUCCAUUCUUGAAAUAUAUGUGUGUAUGCGAAUCAAAAAAAGUUCAAUACAGAUAUUCGAGAAUGUAA
This is a messenger RNA of Scomber japonicus (chub mackerel), 3039 nucleotides long. Its product is annotated as copine-3-like. Gene Ontology annotation, molecular function: receptor tyrosine kinase binding; calcium-dependent phospholipid binding. Gene Ontology annotation, biological process: cellular response to calcium ion; ERBB2 signaling pathway. The record is from RefSeq and is a predicted model, not a curated record. The coding region runs from base 212 to 1870 and encodes 552 amino acids. The transcript is spliced from 16 exons. NCBI's taxonomy places the organism in Eukaryota, Metazoa, Chordata, Actinopteri, Scombriformes, Scombridae. Gene Ontology annotation, cellular component: plasma membrane.